AGCAAUCCACCUAUACAAAGCUUUGGUUCCAUAGAAGCAGGGGAGUCAACUCGUAAUAAUCUGUCUUAUUCUACUUCCGUUGAUGUUACUUAACAGAAAACAAUUCGCACAACUCCACUGAAGCAUGCACGGUGGAGACAGCCUAUACAGUAGAAUGUCAGGUGCACACAUCUACCCUGAUCGCUUGGUGGAUGUAGAACUUGACCAUAAGUCACACAAAGUUUCAGACAGGCUUUCUGAAAAUAUCAACAUAAUUGCAAAUGAACCUUCACUGGCAUUCUUUAGGAUACAGGAGCAUGUUCGCAAGACACUUCCUCAACUUGUGGAGCAAAAACAUGAAGUUGAGGACAUACAGCAGCAAGUUCAAGGGGCAUGUUUUGAUGCAGAAUAUGACAGCAAAGCAGUCCAGAUAUUGCAGAAGAGCUCAAUUCAUUUUGAAAACAUUCAGGAGUUGCUGAAAAAUGCCAUGUUCAUGAAGCAACAGAUAGACUAUGAGGAUAUACGCAGGAGACAAAGCCGGCUAGCUGCAGCAGGGAUGAAUCAACAAAAUGGUAAUGGGGGAUAUACAUCAGAGGACAGUGGCAGCAACAUGGCUGACAGUGCAGUUAGCACCGACAGUUCUCUUGCAGCAGCCUCCCACACUGCAGCAGAAGCUUAUGAUGGAGGAGAAAACUAUGCUACAUUCGACACAGAUGCUAUCUCAUCAUCACAUAUAGAAUCUACUACACCUACUGUGCAGUUUUCUGGGAAUGAGAAAGUUGUGCAAAAUGAACAAACAGUAGAUGCUGAACACAUUAAAGAUUCUGAACAAGGAGGGCAAGUGAAACAAAUGUUAUAUGCUGAAGAAGCAAUUCAAGAUGAAGGACAACACACGAGAAGAACUGAGCAGUGUGAACAACACAUACAUUCCAAACUUAUAAUUCAAGUUAAAGAGGAAUUAUCACAAACUGAACAGACAGCCCACAUGGGAGAAGCAGGAAAUGCCGAAGAAGCACAAUCUGACAAAAUAACAAUUACAAAUUUAGCAGAACAAACAGCUAAGGAUAACUCCAUAGCACAGGAUGUAAACAACAAGGGAGACCAGGGAGAAAGACAGGAUGAAGCAAGCAUUAAGGCUGCAGGUACACUUCAUGGAGAACAUGGAACAGCUUUAGAAGAUUCACUAGUGGUCGAAGAAAUACCAAAAACCAAAGAGGAAACAGAAGACAAAGAGAGGAUUGGAGAUAUAGGGACACUUUUUGCUGAACAAAUUAGAUCCCUUUCAGAGGCUGAAAUGGAAAGAAACCCUGAAAUUACAACCCCAGCAGACCAGGUGACUCAUGAGCAGGCAGAAAACGAUGAAGUGGUAGAGGAUGCCAAACAAAUAGCACUGGUUGAGCCAUCAACAGUUUUAGAGACAGAAAAGAUUCAAGUGACAGUUGAAAUUCAGCCAGAAACAAAAGCUGUUGACAGGAUUGUACAGAAUGAUGAGACAGCAACAGAAAAGCAUGCAGGGCAAGAUGAACAGACAUAAUAGCAUGAACAAACAUACAUGCAGCAUCAUGUUAGCUCAUAUAUGUUGAACUUUGCACAGACAGGCCAAUAGACAUGAACGGAGGACACAAUCAGAAAAGCUCCGUGUCUGGUCAGGGAUACAGGGUAAACAAUAACCAGGGAUACAGGGUGAACUAAUAAAAUAGUAGGAUGAAAAGUCACUUUGUAAGCUGUUUUGGGAUGGGGAAGUUUAGAAAAUCUUGCUACAGUAUGCUUCUAUUAAAACUUAGUCAUUUGAUGAAAAUGAAUGCAUGUAAGGGCUUAUUUAGAUAUGAUGACUGGAAAUCAAACUGUGGUCAUUAAGCGUCAUGUGAAAAAUUAUGUGAACGUUAUGCGUAAUACAGAACUGGUCUGACAUGGCAGAAUAGAUUACAGUUUUAUUUCGGUUUGCUGAAGUUGCAUAUAACAUGUUCAUGCACCAAUUGGGCAGACUGUAAAAAAAAAAUCUGUUAUUUAUUGUUUUCUUAUUUAUUUUCAUCUUUUUCUCCUCUUCCUUUUCUGUAGAAUUCUGUGGAUUCUGCUGUUUAUUUUUUUAGUACCAUGACAAGCUAGAGUUUUUGUUGGCAGUCCUAAAAAAAGUUCUUGCAGUUUUAAUUGUUAAUGCAUUGAUAAAAUAUGAGUGCUUACCAAAACAUUGACAGUUACGAUAUUUGAUUAAAUAGUACUGUAUUUCUGAGCCUUAUUUUCUA
Pomacea canaliculata is the source of this 2222-nucleotide messenger RNA. RefSeq lists its product as uncharacterized. The coding region runs from base 125 to 1513 and encodes 462 amino acids. The transcript is spliced from 7 exons. Gene Ontology annotation, cellular component: BORC complex. The record is from RefSeq and is a predicted model, not a curated record. Lineage: Eukaryota; Metazoa; Mollusca; Gastropoda; Architaenioglossa; Ampullariidae.